AUGAAAUUCAUCUCGUGUCUUUUGGCCGUUGUUGCCCUCGUGGCGGUGGUGAGCAGCGCCCCCGUUGAGCACGGUUUAAAGCGAGUAGAGCGACAGGUAGGCGGAUUCGGAGGCUCGGGAUCGGCGGCUAAUGCUGGGGCGCAAUCCUUCAACCAGGGCUUCGGCCAUGGCUUCCCGGGACAUGGGGGAUUCGGUGGAUUUUCGGGAUCGGCUGCGUCGGCCGGAAGCCAAUCGUUCACACAGGGCGGUGGCCAUGGAUUCGGUGGUCUGUCCGGAUCGGCUGCUAAUGCUGGUGCUCAGUCCUUCUCUCAGGGUGCUGGCGGAUUCCCAGGAUUCGGUGGUGGCAGCGGAUCUGCCGCCGGUGCCGGUUCCCAAUCGUUCGGAGGAUAA
Molecule: messenger RNA, 390 nt
Organism: Anopheles marshallii
Lineage: Eukaryota; Metazoa; Arthropoda; Insecta; Diptera; Culicidae
Product: keratin, type II cytoskeletal 2 epidermal-like
Exons: 2
Coding region: 1-390 (129 amino acids)
Source: RefSeq, a predicted model, not a curated record